AUGGUUGGUUUUGAUGCACGAAACAAAGACACUAUCAAUCCAUUAUACAUGUGCCGAGUGUGCGAUUUAAUUUUACGAGAUCCUUAUCAACUUUUUUGUGGUCAUCGUCAAUGUAAAUCUUGCAUAGAAAUUGUUGAAGGGGAAAUUAUUAAAUGCGCAGAAUGUCACGAGAAGUCACCAAAAAAUGAAAUAAUGCCUGAUCGAGGUUUCAGAAAUGAUAUGAAACCGUUAUCAAUUACAUGUUCAUUAUGUCUAUGGAAUGGUUCAUUUAAGGAUUAUGAGAUCUGUCGAGGUGAAUUACAAGAGCAUUAUUUGAGUGAUAUUCAUCAAAAAGCAAUAAUAAGUAUUAUACGUCGCUUAUUCUCCAGAGGAAUAAAUGAACGGCAUGAACGAGUGUCGGGAAUGGAUGUUGAUACUGAGCAAGGUACUUCUAACUCAAUAAUUACAACAACAAAUGACAAUAUGAGUACACCCAUGCAAGAAAUCUAUGAAACACUAAAUAUUCUUGCUAGUGGAAUUCAAACAUUAAAUGAUGAUACACAACGUCUUAGUAGUGAAUCAAUUCGAUUACAAAGUUCAAUUGAAUCUGUGACACAAGAGUUUUCAUCGAUUAAAUUGAGUAUUCAAGAACAAAGUUCCUUUCUAGAUGGUGUUAAACCUAAUCAAGAAAUUCUUCAACAAGAUGUUGCAUCACUGAAACAAAAAGUUGAUGAUAUGCAAUAUGUAUCUUAUGAUGGAACAUUAAUAUGGAAAAUAACAAGUUUUCAUGAGAAAAUGAUGGACGCUCAAUCUGAACGACAAACAUCGAUUUAUUCACCUCCAUUUUAUUCGUCACCAACUGGCUACAAAAUGCGAGCCCGACUUUAUCUAAACGGCGAUGGUAAUGCUCGACGUACACAUAUGUCAUUGUUUUUUGUUCUUAUGCGUGGCCCAAACGAUGCUAUAUUAAAAUUUCCCUUCAAUUAUAAAGUCACGUUUUGUUUGUAUGAUCAAAAUCCUCAACAACGACAUAUUAUCGACUCCUUUCGACCUGAUAUUAAGUCGAAUAGUUUUCAAAGACCACGAUCAGAAAUGAAUAUUGCUAGUGGUAUACCUAAAUUCUUUCCAUUGACGAUGAUUCAACAAGAAGGUAAUCCAUAUGUUCGAGAUGAUACAAUGUUUAUUAAAGUCAUGGUUGAUUUUGGUGAUAUGCCAAAAACAUUGUUACCAUAUGCAUUGAGUCUUAAUCCUGGUUUACCAAUGCAUAUACAACAGUUAAUGGUUAAACAAGAAACAGAACGAAGAGCACAACAACAAUCUCAGCAAACACCUACAUCACCGGCAAAUCAUCCCAUAAGGUCAACGGUGCCACCCAAUACCGAAACGCAGUCAGGUCAAACAAUAUUUAAUAUUAUUCCAUCACCGAAUUCGACAAAUACUAGUGAUAGAUCGCAAGAUUCAACCAAUAAUCAGAAUAACCAAGACCUUGGGUAA
Rotaria sp. Silwood2 is the source of this 1473-nucleotide messenger RNA. The record is from the annotation of a GenBank genome assembly. NCBI's taxonomy places the organism in Eukaryota, Metazoa, Rotifera, Eurotatoria, Philodinida, Philodinidae.